AUGGCCGCCGCUUCGUCGUCUACGUCGGACGUGCCUCGACGAGGCAAAGGGGUGCUGUGUGCGGCUGAGUUGCUUUACCUCGAAGACGGCGUUGCGUGCAAUGUCCGAGAAGACGGGCGCGCCUGCAUCGACGUGCGGCCUAGCCAGGUCGAUACGUUUGCGCUCCCCAAAUGUUCGGCUUCUUCGAUUGUCCGAAGCAGCGAGAACACCGUUCUCUGCGGUGUAUCGAUGCAGCUGGCACGGCCGACAAACGCCCCCGAUGAGGGCGAGGUUUUCGUAACUGUCGAUUGCUCCGCUGCACUGGGCGUCGACGGUGCACGCGGCGCGGCCUUCGACUCCGUCGGAAUUGGGGAAGGCAGUUCGAGCACCAGUUUGCAGGCGCUGGUGGGGGAUAUGGUGCUCUCCUCGGUUGACAAGAAAAAGCUCUGUCUCGUCCCUGGAAAACUCAUGUGGAAAGUUUUCGUUGACUGCAUGGUUCUGAAGGCCGGGGGAUGCCUGCUCGACGCCGUGAGUCUCUCGGUGCAUGCGGCGCUUCGGACGACGACAGAAGUCGCUGGCGAGCCGUUCCCUGCUGAAGAUGUUCCCAUCAUCGUCACAGUCGGGGAGAUUGCGAAUCGCUAUGUGUGGGACAUGACCAGCAACGAAGAGUCUGCAUGCACCGGCCGACUCCUCGUGGCCGUGUCUCCUCGCGAGCACAAAUGCGUGGGCAUUCAAAAGCUCGGAGCGUCGCUCGUCGACAUCUCCACGCUUCCAACUGUAAUGGUGAACUCCCAGCGCGUUUGUCGGGAGAUUUUUGAACGUCUCGACCGUCAGGUAGCAUCGCAAAAGACGAAGAAGCACUCGCAGCAGCUGUCUGCCUUCAUGCGGAGCAUGGCGGACCUCUGA
Messenger RNA from Neospora caninum, 885 nucleotides. Its product is annotated as putative exosome complex exonuclease. Bases 1 to 885 code for a protein of 294 amino acids. NCBI's taxonomy places the organism in Eukaryota, Apicomplexa, Conoidasida, Eucoccidiorida, Sarcocystidae. Gene Ontology annotation, cellular component: cytoplasmic exosome (RNase complex); nuclear exosome (RNase complex). The record is from RefSeq and is a predicted model, not a curated record. The transcript has 7 exons. Gene Ontology annotation, biological process: exonucleolytic trimming to generate mature 3'-end of 5.8S rRNA from tricistronic rRNA transcript (SSU-rRNA, 5.8S rRNA, LSU-rRNA); U5 snRNA 3'-end processing; nuclear polyadenylation-dependent mRNA catabolic process.